AUGUCCUUUGUUGACCUCAAACACAUCCCCUGUCCGGCCGGAGACAGGUGCACCGCAUUCCAAUGCCUUUUCCAGCAUAAAGAUGACAGGGAUAAGAUGGCGGCACUUUCAGCACCAGCACCGGCACCGAAGACGUCAGCGACGUUAGUCAAGAGGUCGUCGACUGAUACCACGACGACGGAUGCAACCCAGGGUGGCCCUCGAAAACGUCUGAAAACUGUUCAAGACGUCAGAACCCCCACCGAUUCCGCAAGAACGCCUCCUCCUGUCAAAACCACCUCAAAACAAGACACAACUGCUCCGAGACCAGACGACAUUCUGUCAGCUGUCGCUCGGCCCAUAUCACCUCCGCCUUUAAAGCGCCCCUCGUCCUCCUCCACGGCCGUGAAGAAGGCCCCCAACUCCGGUCCAGUCGCACCUUCUGUCGCUUCGUCCGACCUCAAUAAGCCGUUGAUUCACUCAACGACUCCCAUCGGAUCCUCUCCUUUAUCUGCAGUGAAUCACCCAUCCAGACAGAAUACCACUACUUCAGUCACUACUCCGGCUUCUACUGCUUCUUCGCACACUCCUUUAAAAUCCAUCACAUCCAAGGCCGACUCGUCACCCAAACCUAAGCCUAGAAAACCAGAGGCUCUUACCCCUCGUUUACUCAAAUCAUCUCCGGCCAAAUUCGACAUCCGAUACAAGCUCGUACAGAUGCUACACAGCGAAUACACUCGCCUCAACAACGAACUCAAGAAAACGGCCAAGGACGCUGAAGAGAAGCAACUCAUUCUCACAGACCAGGACCUCAUCUGGAGAGUCCUGGACGAAGAAGAGACCACUGCUAUCGAGAAAGGCGCCAUCUACUCCAACGUAAUCAAGAAUAAAAUCAUGCAGUACAAAAAGAUGACAGUGCUGCAGUGGAAGGACGAGAGGGUCGUCCAAAGCCGCCAGCAAACUCAAAAGGGCCCUCACAAAAAGCCGCUUGCGUCUCCCAAAAAGAUCCUCACUGGAUUGACGCCGGCGCAAGAGGUUCGGCUCGUCCGACAGCUCAUCACCCCUAUCGACGACCUCGCUGUCCAUGGAUACGUCUCAUCUGUCCCUGCCGAGGCGGACAUCAAAAAGGCCCGUGAGGGCCUUGAGGCCGCUAAGGGCUGGGAGAAAUGCGAUCGCUGUGACAAGCGCUUUCAGAUGUUCCCGGGAAGAAGAGAAGAGGAUGGGGCCCUCGCCUCCGGCGGCACUUGCACCUUCCACUGGGGCAAAACCUACUUCCCCGAGCGCCAACUCGGCGACAGAUCCCAGCAGCCGAAGCGUUACCGUUGUUGCGGUCAGGCUGUUGGUGACUCUGCCGGCUGUCACACCAAUCCCCAUCAUGUCUUUAAGGCGUCAGACCCCAAGCGACUGGCCACAAUUCUCAACUAUGCUGAGACACCUGCAAACCCCAACGCACCUUCCGACAGAGCUGUCUGCUUUGACUGCGAGAUGUGCUACACCGUUCAUGGCCUUGAGCUAGUUCGUCUCACUGCCACGGCUUGGCCUACCGGAGAGGAGCUUUUGGACGUCCUAGUCCAGCCGGUCGGCGAGAUUAUCGACCUCAACUCACGAUACUCGGGUGUCUGGCCCGAAGACAUGGCGUCAGCGGAGCCGUGGACUGCCCAGAAAGACGACAAAGAAGACCCGACUCCUGCCCAAGCCAAGAAGAUGCCCAUUUAUAAGAAGAACAAGAAAAAGAUGAAGAUCGUUUCAUCCCCCGAGGUGGCACGCGACCUGCUCUUCUCUCUCAUCGCCCCCGACACCCCUCUUAUCGGACACGGUCUGGAGAACGACUUGAACAGCGUUCGCAUCGUACACCCUACCGUAAUCGACACUGUUCUCUUAUUCCCCCACAAGCACGGCCUCCCCUACCGUCAGGGUCUGAAGAUGCUCAUGGACAAUCUUCUCAACCGCAAGAUACAGGUUGAGACGGCCGGCAAAGUCCAAGGCCACGACAGUGCGGAGGACGCGCGUGCUGCAGGUGAUCUCGUGCGCUUUAAGCUCUCUGAGGAAUGGAAGAGCAUGAAGCUCUUGGGCUGGAAGCUGGAGGGCAACGAGUUCAUACCGCCAGGCGGAAAGGUGGACGACUUUCAGGGUCAGUUGACCGUGGAGUUUCUCGAGUCUGCUCUCUAG
Colletotrichum higginsianum IMI 349063 is the source of this 2148-nucleotide messenger RNA. Its product is annotated as Exonuclease. Gene Ontology annotation, cellular component: nucleus. The record is from RefSeq and is a predicted model, not a curated record. Lineage: Eukaryota; Fungi; Ascomycota; Sordariomycetes; Glomerellales; Glomerellaceae. The coding region runs from base 1 to 2148 and encodes 715 amino acids. The transcript has a single exon. Gene Ontology annotation, molecular function: exonuclease activity; nucleic acid binding.